Molecule: messenger RNA, 1153 nt
Organism: Pecten maximus
Lineage: Eukaryota; Metazoa; Mollusca; Bivalvia; Pectinida; Pectinidae
Product: proteasome subunit beta type-1-like
Exons: 6
Coding region: 149-853 (234 amino acids)
Cellular component (GO): proteasome core complex
Source: RefSeq, a predicted model, not a curated record
UGGAAAGAAAAGAUAAAUAGUGGUUUAAACAAUUUCCCUUUCGUUUUAAGUAUAUUUUCUUCUCCUCAAAACAAACAGGAAGUAGUAUACCACGUGAUAUUUUUCGAAGUUUAGGCUAAACUCGCACUGUCACGACGGACUCGACAGAAUGAGCGUUCUUGCAACUCCAGUCAUAGGAGACACCUAUGGGUCUGAUAGACCGAAAGAAGUUUACUUCAGUCCAUACGCUCAAAAUGGAGGUACUACUCUUGCUGUGGCAGGUGAUGAUUUCUCUGUGAUAGCCUCUGACACAAGACUGAGUGAAGGUUUUUCUAUACACAGCAGGACACUCCCUAAAACAGUUCAGUUGACAGGGAACACAGUGCUAGCCUCAUGUGGCUUUUAUGGAGAUGUUCUCACUUUGACAAAAGUGUUGAAAGCAAGAUUGAAGCUCUAUGAACAGGACCACCACAAGAAAAUGUCCACAACAGCUAUAUCUGCUAUGCUGUCCACCAUGUUGUACCACAAGCGUUUUUUCCCCUACUACACAGACAACAUAGUAGCAGGCCUGGACAAUGAAGGUCGUGGAUGUGUGUUCAGCUUUGACCCUGUAGGAUCCUAUGAGAGGGAGAGAUUUCGUGCUGGUGGCUCUGCCAGCUCUAUGAUGCAGCCCUAUCUAGAUAAUCGGAUUGGGCACAGAAAUAACCCUAACCCACCAAAGGGGCCCCUUACCAAGGAGCGGGCUGUGGCACUUGUCAAAGAUGCUUUCAUUGCAGCAACAGAGAGAGACAUUUACACUGGUGAUGGUGUGGUAAUACAUGUGAUAACCAAGGAUGGUAUAGAAACACAAAGUUUUGGUCUCCGGAAUGACUAGGAUCGCAUACUGACUGUAUAAACAUCAUCAGCUAUACUGAAAUGUGACACAGACUAUGAUUACAGGUGUGUCGAUACAGGACCAAGUGCUGAAUGUACCACAGCAUUACCUGUAGUGUGUUCAGUAAGGACUACACACACACUGGUAAAGAUCUCCUGGACAGUACAUCACACAUCCAUGUCAAUUGAUUAAUUAUAAUAUGACAAAAAACAGUAAUUUAGAAGUGCUGCAUUUACAAAUGUCAUCAUCACCAAGAAAACUUAUGUCAGAUGUUGAAUAAAAUUGUCAUGCUUUAGUGUA